This is a messenger RNA of Bactrocera dorsalis (oriental fruit fly), 2070 nucleotides long. RefSeq lists its product as uncharacterized. Bases 10 to 1779 code for a protein of 589 amino acids. NCBI's taxonomy places the organism in Eukaryota, Metazoa, Arthropoda, Insecta, Diptera, Tephritidae. The transcript has 2 exons. The record is from RefSeq and is a predicted model, not a curated record.
ACAAAAAAAAUGUCCGUUUUAGAGCGAAAUUGCGUUCUAUUAUUUGAUGAAAUAUCAAUUAAGACCGACCUAACAUACAAUAGAGUUAGAGAUGUUAUUGACGGGUUUGUGGAUUAUGGGGAAGGCCAUCGUGAAAUGAAAUUAGGUAGUAAGUGUUGUUUUUUCAUGAUAAAAGGGUUGAGUUCCAAUUGGAAAUAUGUGUUUUCAUAUUAUAUUUCCAAAAAUGGACUUCCUACAUUCAAAUUAAAAGAAAUUUUGAAUAAGAACAUCACAGCACUAAAGUCAAUUGGUCUAAACGUAAAAGCUUUAGUCUGUGAUCAAGGGCCCUCUAAUAUUGCAGUUAUGAAUUCUUUAGCUAUUUCUGAAGAAAACCCUUUUUAUUUGCACGAAGAUUCCAAGAUAUAUUGUUUAUAUGACUAUUGCCAUCUUAUUAAGUCCGUCCGAAACACAUUUAUGAAAUAUGAUAUUUCAACCCCAGAUGGAAUAGCCAGCUUUAAAGUUAUAAAAAAACUUUACUCGAUCGAUCAGGACAAUACAUGUUUCAAGAUAUGUCCAAAACUCACAGAGGCCCACGUAUAUCCUAGUUGUUUCGAAAAAAUGUCCGUAAAACGUGCAACCCAAGUUCUGAGCAAUUCGGUUGCGGCUGGCAUAGAAAUGACCGAUAGCCAAAAUUUAUUCGGCUCCGACGAAUAUGUAUUAAAAUGUGCAAAGCCUACGCAGCUAUUUGUUAAAAAAAUGAAUGAUCUAUUCGAUGAUCUAGACUGCAAGAAUUUUGUUUCAAAAAAUCCCUUAAAAUGUCCGCUAUUGAAAAACGACUCCGGGAAGGUCCAAUGCCUCUUUGAUUAUAUUAAGUAUUUGAAAUCAUUAAAACUUCCGAACAUGGCUUACAGUAAGUGUAUAGGUGGGUUCUGUUCCACAAUUGUUGGAAUGAUUCAGUUGAGCCAAGAAUUAUUCAGGGAACAAAAGGAAUUAAGUUUUAUAUUGCUUGGGAAACUGAAUCAAGACGCGUUGGAAAAUUUUUUUUAUAGGGUCCGGGCUAGCCAGGGUAUCAAUACCCAUCCGUCUGCCAAUGAGAUACAGUAUAUAGAAGCUCGUUUAAUUUCGAUGAAAAGUUUGAGGCAAAAUUUUCAAGAUAAGGGGGCUAAUUGUGAGGAUGAUGACGAUAUAAAUUUAGACUGGAACUUAGGCCCCGAAGAUCGUCAUCUCGAAGUAGAGGGAGUCGAACAUGAAUCUGAGCAACUCGACCUGGAAUCGUUUAUUAUUCCAGACGAAAACUUUGUUGAAGAGGACGACACAGCUGACGUCCAGAUCAAGCGGUAUUAUACAGGCUAUGGUAUUUACCAGAAAAUUUUGUGUAAAAUUUAUUGCAAAAAAUGCGCUAUGGCAAUGACGAAGACACAAAGUGAUUUAUCGCUUUAUUCGGAGGCCCUAAUCAAAGCGAAAAAUUAUAAGGAUGACGCGGAUUUAAGGCUAGUCAAUCCAAGUGAUAGGGUCUUCGAAGUGUGUCGACUGCAGAUGAUGUGGUACGUCAACCUUUUCAACAAAUAUGCUUAUUGUUCAAAUGUUCGUAGUCUGAUGUUGUCCGCAAUUAAAGAAAAAACGGAAAAUGUUUUUCCUGAGUGGUUUGACCCAACCGAUGAGUGUUUUACUCAUAAAAUUAAGUUGUUAGAAUACUUGGUAACGGUACUGUUAUUCAAAAACUCGAAAUGGUUAGUAAAAGAAGAAAUUAGUAAUGAACGACAUCGGAAGCGCGAUGCUAAACUAAAAAAACUUAAGUAAGUUGCAAGUCAAGACCGUUUGAUUUAAGAACAUCUUACUUUUGGGUUUUUUUUAUUUUCAGCUUUUUCUUCUAUUUUCAGGUUUAUCUUGUUGUAUUUUCAGGUACUUUUUUCUUCUUAUUUUUCUCUUUUUUCAGCUUUGCAACUGAGCUAAGCUUUUUUAAACACAAAUGUUGUUUCCAUCUUGUUUAAGUGCAACAUUUGUUUUUAAAAAAGCAAGUGAAAUUCAAUGACUUUUUUUAUAUAUUAAGUCGUGUGAGAAAUUUCCAUUUCAAAUGGAUAAUUUCGUAAU